GUGAUGUUGAUUUAUAGGUCUUGCACAGCGCUAAUUCCUUGCACAAGUAGUUGCAAAACAUCUCUAGUGACUGCCAAUGAUACAACGAAAUUAGCUGAGCCAUGUGGGCUAAACAUGGUAUGAUGCGAGCAUCCUGGCUCUAAAUCCACUUCCUUAUAAAAGAUUAGUUACCCAUGAAAAGUUAUUGCGUUAUUGUCCGACAUUCUCUUUGAAGAUCAGUAUUUUCUUUUACUUUCGUUCACUUUGUUUUACGAUGCGGCUACUCUCUAUAUAUCCCCUUUUCCUCCUGGGCAUCCAGUUCGCUUCGGCUCAAGAUGAUACAACGCCAAUGGAUGACCUCGCUGAACAAGCCAUAGAAAACAUCCUCUUAGACGAAGCUGCUAACUCCACGGGGGGCGGGUCCGUGGUCGCCAGAGCAGCGUCCUCAGUCAAUACAUGCAAAUUUAUCUACAGCGCAAAGAGGAUGGAAUGGGAUACUCUAACCAGCACUGCGAAACGUCACUAUCUGGAUUCCGUGCUUUGUUUGUUCAACAAACCUUCGAAAAAUGGCGCCCCUGGCGCAAGGAACCGAUACGAUGACUUUGUUGCGAUCCACAUUGCUAACACUCCGCAAAUUCACUUCACAGGAAACUUUCUCUCCUGGCAUCGAUACUUCAUAUGGUCAUAUGAGCAAGCACUUCAAAACGAAUGUGGCUACACUGGCAGUCUUCCAUACUUCGACUGGGCCAAGCACGCGAGCAACAUAAAGGCUGCCCCUCUAUUCGACGGCAGUAGCACCUCCAUAGGCGGCGAUGGUGACUUUAAGAAUCUUAGUGCUAUCUACCUUCCUUCAGUCUCUACCCCCUUCCAGGUCGUCCCGCAGGAGGGUGGAGGUGGCUGCGUAACGUCCGGUCCGUUCCGAAACAUAACAGUCAAUCUUGGUCCCGUGGACCCGGUCUUUGACGACGCUAUGCCAAACCCACAACCGGACGGCCUAGGGUACAAUCCAAGAUGUCUUCGGCGAUCACUUUUGAACUCCAUAGCAUCUGCAGGAUUGUCAGCAUCGAGGGUAGCCAGCCUUAUAUUACAAAGCUCGACUAUUGCGACGUUUCAAGAUCGGUUGCAAGGAAAUCUCAUACCUGGACCCGAUUACUUCCUGGGUGUUCACGCUGCCGGCCAUUAUCUUAUCAAUGGUGAGCCUGGUGGCGAUAUCUUUUCCAGCACUGCCGAUCCAUACUUCUUCCUGCAUCACGCUCAACUCGACCGUCUAUGGUGGAUUUGGCAAAACUUAAACCGGAAAACACGGCUAGACGCGAUUGCAGGUACCAUUACGAUGUUCAACAUGCCACCAAGUCGCGAUGCAGUGCUUGAUGACAUACUCGAUGUGGGCGUGGAUGGACCAAGUAUGCCGAUUCGGAGCGUAAUGGACACUCUUGCCGGGCCUUUCUGCUACAUCUAUUUCAUUUAAGGUUGCAAAGCACAUAGAACUGACUGGUAUCGGCAUCAUGAAGUGGUAACUGAAUGCCUUUUGUCCGCCCCACCGAAGUCUCAACUAUCCACUUCUUCACCAACCCUGCACAUAGUUAUACUAAUUUGUAAUUAUAAUAUGUGUUUAUCUCAGUUGGGACUCAGGCGGCAAUGGUGCCCCCUGGCCUCCGGUAACUGUUCAAUUGAUCUCUUCUGCUCCUCUUCAAGCUUGCUUAAAGGAAUCAACUGGAUGAC
This is a messenger RNA of Eremomyces bilateralis CBS 781.70, 1701 nucleotides long. RefSeq names its product Di-copper centre-containing protein. NCBI's taxonomy places the organism in Eukaryota, Fungi, Ascomycota, Dothideomycetes, Eremomycetales, Eremomycetaceae. The transcript is spliced from 3 exons. The record is from RefSeq and is a predicted model, not a curated record. Gene Ontology annotation, molecular function: oxidoreductase activity. Bases 464 to 1447 code for a protein of 327 amino acids.